UGUACAGAUGGGCGGGGCGCAGGAGCGUGCACAGUGUGGAAGUAAAUAAACGCUCCCGUGAACGCGCCCGAGCUCCUCAGAAGCUACCGUGAGACCUGCGUUUCUUUUGACGGCCUGUUUUUAGAUUUGGAGGGGGUGUUCUUUCUCCUGGGUAGCAGUGGGUUGCGGGGAGCUUGUCUUUGUGUAGGGGGCGGGUUCUCCUAGCGCACUGUAUAUUGGCUGUGUGCUGUGUUGGGGGUUGGUGCGGGUUCUGCUGUGUUUUUGCUCUUGAGCCGCUCCUGUAACAGCUGUGACCAGUGCAUAGUAACCUAGGUCCCCCAUAGUAGUGUCCCAGGGCCCCCAUAGUUGUCUCCCAGGCCCCUCUGUACCUGCACAUUACUGUAUACAUUCUAUGCAUUGGCCUAGAGGAGUGCAGGAGAAGCUUCCUGACCACUCCUGAGCCCAUAGGACUCCUGCCCCUCUGCAUGCAGUGCCUAAAUCUAGGGGAGGGCAGGCUGCACUGUUGCUCAGUUUACACCCCAUACACAGAUCCCGUAGAAUGGCCUCCGAAGUACACAAGACGCCCAUGUUUCAGCCCAGCUGUGACCGCAGAGGAGGCGCCGAACCCAUAUCACCUGCCUCAAGAGCCCAAACCCACCUGGAGCGGAACUGUAACAAGGAGAAUGACCAGCAAGGAGCCGCUCGACCGCCUUCAGAAUGUCCUGGAAGUGACCAAAGUAAUCCCAGUGAGGCCCCGGUGCCCAGCACCAACCCCUGGACCAAGAAGGGUAACAUGGCCCCUGCUAACAGCACCGUCGUGAGUGCACAUACAGGUUUGCAGUGUUCAGCAAAAAUUGUACGGGCUGGAAAACCUGCUUCUAAGAAGGCUAGUGACUUCAAUGAUAUCACAAACUGGCCAACUCCAAGUGAAAUUGCCAACAAUAGGUGUCAACACCUAUCCUCAAACCAGCAAAAUAUAUCUGCUAAAAAGGCGAAGUGCAAUGAUGGCACAAUUGAGGGGACUAAUAGCAAUGUAUGCAAAGAGAAUUGUGAGGUGGAUGCUCAAACUGCUGCCUCUAGGAAGAAAGCAGUUGUGAAACAAAAAUGGGUACCAUUGCGCCUGGAGGACAAGAAAACUGAUGAUUUGGAAAAUCAGAGCUCUCACUUGGAUUUGCAAAUUCAACCUGAAACAAGUAAAAAAACGAAACAAGGAAAUUACUUUGAUGCUUGGCAACGAGAGAGAAAAAAUGACCAGGAUGAUGUUAUGAGCACCAAAAGUGAAUCCAGCAGUGUAAGAGAAAACUUUAGAGGACGAUCCAGAGGCAGAGGAAGAGGACGAGGAAGGGGUCGGUAUGGUAUACACAACUUCAACAAAGGUACUCGGCCCUUUCAGAGUAUGCUUUCUGAAGAUAUUACCAGUAUGAUGUAUUAUUAUGAUGAUGGGUCUGGGGUGCAGGUAUAUAAAGUGGAUGACAAGUUGCUGAAGGAGUAUCUUAAACGUCAGAUUGAGUACUACUUCAGUUUGGAAAACCUGGAAAGAGAUUUCUUUCUCAGGCGGAAGAUGGAUGCCCAGGGAUUUUUGCCACUUUCUCUCAUUGCAGGAUUCCAUCGAGUGCAGUCUUUGACUACAGAUAUCGGUCUUAUUUGCGAGGCUUUGAAGAACAGCACAGAAGUAGAGAUGGUAGACCAGAAAAUAAGGAAAAGAGUGGAUCCAGAAAAAUGGCCAAUCCCUGCUGCUCCAUCUCAAGAAAUUAAGCAUACUGACUUUUCUAGAUUAAUCAACUGUCCUGAAUUUAUACCUGGAAAGCUGCAGGUGUAUCAUACAGGAUCUACCCCUAGUUCUCCAAGGAAGGAAAGUCCUUUAUUUCACAAUGCAAGGAAUGAGCCAAGCAAUUUACAAACUAUGUCAAAAGGCUUGUCUGCAAGUUUACCAGAGUUAGAUUCUGAGCCAUGGAUCGAGGUGAAGAAAAGACAUAGACAGCCUCAAGUAAAACCAAAGGUGGAAAGUCCUCAAGUGACACCUAAACCCCAAGCAACUGAAGAAGUUGAGCAAGAAGAACUUGACUUCAUGUUUGAUGAGGAGAUGGAGCCUCUACAAGGCCGCAAAAAUAAUUUCACUGAUUGGUCUGACAAUGACUCGGAUUAUGAAAUUGAUGAUCAAGACAUUAAUAAAAUCCUCAUUGUAACACAGACCCCUCCUCAUCUGAGAAAACACCCGGGAGGAGAUCGUACUGGCAAUCAUGUGUCUCGAGCCAAAAUUACUGCCGAACUAGCUAAGGCUAUAAAUGAUGGUCUUUAUUACUAUGAGCAGGACCUGUGGACAGUAAAUGAUGAACAGGAUAAUCUAGUAACAAAGCAGGAAAUCGAACAUUUCAGGAAACUAAAUUUCAUCAGUAAAGAAGAAUUUGAUAGUCUGGCACCAGAAACGCUGACCGAUCCAGAGGGUGGGCAGUCCCCACCAAAUAUACCAAUUUUUCCUGAAGCUACAGCGAUUCCAGAAUCUCCAGUGUCCCACCCUGCUAGAACACCCAAGACUCCACGUACGCCACGCCUGCAAGAUCCUACUAAAACCCCAAGGUUUUACCCUGUUGUAAAAGAAGCCAAAUCUAUUGAUAUCCAGACUCCAAGAAAAAAGAAAACCCGACACAGUUCAAAUCCACCUCUGGAAUAUCAUGUUGGUUGGGUAAUGGAUUCAAGGGAACACAGACCUAGGACCUCUUCCGUAAGCAGUUCCAAUGCUUCUCCAUCAGAUGGGACCCAGCUUGUAGGAAGCUAUGGGUGUACCCCUCAUUCUCUACCUAAGUUUCAGCACCCGUCUCAUGAACUCCUAAAGGAAAAUGGAUUCACACAACAAGUGUACCAUAAGUAUCGGCGGAGGUGCUUAAAUGAAAGAAAAAGAUUGGGAAUUGGGCAGUCCCCAGAGAUGAACACACUAUUCCGAUUCUGGUCCUUUUUUCUCAGAGAUCACUUCAACAGAAAAAUGUACGAGGAAUUUAAACAGCUUGCUGUGGAAGAAGCAAGAGAGAACUACAGAUAUGGGCUGGAGUGCCUGUUUAGAUUUUAUAGCUACGGACUGGAAAAGAAAUUCAGACCAGAUCUAUUCAAGGAUUUUCAAGAAGAGACUCUAAGAGAUUAUGAAACUGGUCAGCUGUACGGAUUAGAGAAAUUUUGGGCUUUCCUCAAGUAUACUUCAACAAAAAACCUGUCUAUAAACCCUACAUUACAGAACCUUCUGAGCAAGUUCAAGAGACUUGAAGACUUUAAAGUUGAUCCACCAAUAGCUGAAGAACCUGGACAACGCAGAUAUCCAUCCAUUUCUGCAAAUGAAGAGACUGGCCGGCGCAGACACCGCUCAGGGUCUUCAAGAACAGGUGCUGCCUCAAAACACUCAGCUGCCCUACAUUCUCAGGGAAACCAAGUUUCCACCACAAAGUAAACUUUCAACAGGCUGGUCUAAGGUCUGCUACUCAGAAAAAAUCCAUUUGGAGCAAUGGACUCCAGUCUAGCACCAUACUUAUACAUAAUAGAGGUGCUUCAGAUUAGUGUGGUGUUUGAUCAGCGUGACCAGGGCAAGCAGUGAAGUUUUGUGUGGUGUGUGGAUUGGUUUGCAAGGUUAAAAGCGUUUUUAUCUACAAGAAGACACAAAUGGUUUCCAGCUUUCACAUAUGUAAGUUACAGGAUGCCUUGUGUUUCUAAAAGUUAUUAGAAGCAUCUUUUAAGAAGCCAUAUCAGUGUUGCCCUCCCCUAAAACCAAAAUUUCUUAAUAGCGGUUACAUUUAUGAAAUCCAAUUAUCCAGGUUUUUUAUUUUAAAUUAAUUUUUUAGAUUUUGAAUUGUAGCAAUGCCUUGUGAAUAUGACUGUUUUCACCAUAGGAUCUUUAAGUAUUGUUAAAUAAUCCUCUUUAUUGUGAAUUGCACUGUAUUACUAUGUCUUCUGAAAUAAGGGCAAUCAUGGAGUUAAUAAUUUUUCUCUGCAAAUUCUAUUUUAUGUGCAGUAUAUUGCUUGAUAUUCUUUUCAGUAAUAAUCAGUAGGACAUAUAUGCAAACUUGACAUGUUCUCUUUGAAUGGGAUGUUCUAUUGCUUUAUAAAAAAAAUAAAAAUAUCUAAUUUUAAAAAGUUUUAAAGUUUGAUUUCUAGGGAGGACAUUUCAAUUUAUUUAAUAGAAUAAAGAAUGUAUAUAAAUGGGCACACAAUUCUAUGUGGAUGCAUUUCUUGUUUUUAGUAUGAUUAGAGUUCCCUACACAGAAAUAAAAUGUAUAAUAAUGUAAAUUAGGCUAUCCCUAGUGAUGAGUGCAAGUGGCCAUCUUUUCAUCAAUGAAGUUAUUGUAUCUAUGGAGCAUUUUAUAAGAAAGAAUAUUGGACCUGUUAAUGAGUUGUGGGAUAUUACAGACCACAAGUGAGUUUCUGUCUGUAUUCUUUCUGGAGCUUUGUACAGGUACAUUUUUGGCUUUUAUUAUCUUUACCAGUAAAAUACACUUGGUCCCAUCAGGAGUCUCCUUUAAACUACUGCUUUAUAGAACAUAUAACAGAAAAAUGUAUUUCUGCAUUACCUGUAUAUAGAAAUGACUGAAGUAUACAUGAGUUUUGGUUUGUAACUCUGUGUAGAAAUGUGUGAAACUUUUUUUUAAUAUAUAAAUAA
This is a messenger RNA of Hyla sarda, 4618 nucleotides long. It is a transcript of the gene LARP1B, whose product is annotated as La ribonucleoprotein 1B. The transcript is spliced from 19 exons. Gene Ontology annotation, molecular function: RNA cap binding. The record is from RefSeq and is a predicted model, not a curated record. Gene Ontology annotation, cellular component: cytosol; cytoplasmic stress granule. Gene Ontology annotation, biological process: mRNA stabilization; positive regulation of translation. The coding region runs from base 539 to 3415 and encodes 958 amino acids. NCBI's taxonomy places the organism in Eukaryota, Metazoa, Chordata, Amphibia, Anura, Hylidae.